This is a messenger RNA of Phyllostomus hastatus (greater spear-nosed bat), 8756 nucleotides long. RefSeq names its product phospholipase C gamma 2 (gene PLCG2). Gene Ontology annotation, biological process: phosphatidylinositol-mediated signaling; phospholipid catabolic process; positive regulation of epithelial cell migration. Gene Ontology annotation, molecular function: phosphatidylinositol-4,5-bisphosphate phospholipase C activity; protein binding. Lineage: Eukaryota; Metazoa; Chordata; Mammalia; Chiroptera; Phyllostomidae. Bases 171 to 3968 code for a protein of 1265 amino acids. The transcript is spliced from 33 exons. The record is from RefSeq and is a predicted model, not a curated record.
CAGCAGAAGCAGAAGUAGGAGCGCCGGCGUCGGAGGGCUUGCGCGUCAGGGAGUGCCCGGAGCCCGGACGGCGGGCGAUUGCGCGCGGGACCCCGGAGCCGGGACCUGCGGCUGGGGCACGGCCAGCCUCCUUGUUCCCUCGCUCCUCCUCCUCCCUGGAGAGGCCGACCAUGACCACCAUGGUCAAUGUGGACGGCCUUCCGGAGUAUGAGAAGAGUCAGAUCAAGAGAGCCCUGGAGCUGGGCACAGUGAUGACCGUGUUCAGCUUCCGCAAGUCCACCCCGGAGCGCAGGACCGUCCAGGUGAUCAUGGAGACGCGGCAGGUGGCCUGGAGUAAGACGGCCGACAAGAUCGAAGGUUUCUUGGAUAUCAUGGAAAUAAAGGAAAUCCGCCCGGGGAAGUGCUCCAAGGAUUUUGAGCGUGCAAAAGCAGUGCGCCAGAAGGAAGACUGCUGCUUCACCAUCCUGUACGGCACCCAGUUCACCCUCAGCACACUCAGUUUAGCAGCUGACUCUAAGGAAGAUGCAACCAAGUGGCUCUCCGGCUUGAAAAUCUUACACCAAGAAGCAAUGAGUGCGUCCACACCCACCAUUAUUGAGAGUUGGCUGAGAAAGCAGAUUUAUUCAGUGGACCAAACCAGAAAAAACAGCAUCAGCCUCCGAGAGCUGAAGACCGUCUUGCCCCUGGUCAACUUCAAAGUGAGCAGUGCCAAGUUCCUCAAGGACAAGUUUGUGGAAAUAGGCGCGCACAAAGACGAACUCAGCUUUGAGCAGUUCCAUCUCUUCUAUAAAAAACUAAUGUUUGAACAGCAAAAAUCGAUUCUCGAUGAAUUCAAAAAAGACUCCUCCGUGUUCAUCUUGGGGAACACUGACCGGCCGGACGCCUCUGCUGUUCACCUGCACGACUUCCAGCGGUUUCUCUUACAUGAACAGCAGGAGCUCUGGGCUCAGGAUCUGAACAGAGUCCGCAAGAGGAUGACAAAGUUUAUCGACGACACAAUGAGGGAAACUGCGGAGCCCUUUCUGUUCGUUGAUGAGUUCCUCACGUACCUGUUUUCACGGGAGAACAGCAUUUGGGAUGAGAAGUAUGAUGUGGUGGACAUGCAGGACAUGAACAACCCCUUGUCUCAUUACUGGAUCUCCUCAUCACAUAACACGUACCUCACAGGUGACCAGCUGCGGAGUGAGUCGUCCACGGAGGCAUACAUCCGCUGUCUGCGCAUGGGCUGUCGCUGCAUUGAGUUGGACUGCUGGGACGGGCCCGACGGGAAGCCCAUCAUCUACCACGGCUGGACACGGACCACCAAGAUCAAGUUUGAUGACGUCGUGCAGGCCAUCAAAGACCACGCCUUUGUCACCUCGAGCUUCCCUGUGGUCCUGUCCAUCGAGGAGCACUGUGGCGUGGAACAGCAGCGCUACAUGGCCAGAGUGUUCAAGGAGGUGUUUGGUGACAUGCUGCUGACGAAGCCCACGGAGGCCAGUGCCGACCAGCUGCCCUCACCCAGCCAGCUGCGGGAAAAGAUCAUCAUCAAGCAUAAGAAGCUGGGCCCCCGAGGCGACGUGGAUGUCGACAUGGAGGACAAGAAAGAUGAGCACAAGCAACAGGGUGAACUGUACAUGUGGGACUCCAUCGACCAGAAAUGGACUCGGCACUAUUGCGCCAUCGCCGAUGCCAAGCUGUCCUUCAGCGAUGACAUUGAACAGACCAUGGAAGAAGAAGUGCCCCAGGAUACACCCCCUACCGAGCUGCAUUUUGGAGAGAAGUGGUUCCACAAGAAGGUGGAGAAGAGGACGAGUGCCGAGAAGCUGCUGCAGGAGUACUGCUCCGAGAUGGGGGGCAAGGACGGGACCUUCUUGGUGCGGGAGAGCGAGAGGUUCCCCAAUGACUACACCCUGUCCUUCUGGCGGUCAGGCCGCGUCCAGCACUGCCGGAUCCGCUCCACCAUGGAGGACGGGGUCAUGAAGUACUACCUGACUGACAACCUCAUGUUCCCCAGCAUCUACGCCCUCAUCCAGUACUACCGCGGGACGCACCUGCGCUGUGCCGAGUUCGAGCUGCGCCUCACGGACCCUGUGCCCAACCCCAACCCCCACGAGUCAAAGCCGUGGUACUAUGACGGGCUGAGCCGUGGAGAAGCGGAGGACAUGCUGAUGAGAGUUCCCCGGGACGGUGCCUUCCUCAUCCGGAAGCGGGAAGGCAGCGACUCCUAUGCCAUCACCUUCAGGGCCAAGGGCAAGGUGAAGCACUGUCGCAUCAACCGGGACGGCCGGCACUUCGUGCUGGGGACCUCCGCCUACUUCGAGAGCCUGGUGGAGCUCGUCAGUUACUACAAGAAGCACGCGCUGUACCGGAAGAUGAAACUGCGCUACCCCGUGACUCCCGAACUCCUGGAGCGCUACAGCAUGGAAAGAGACAUAAACUCCCUGUAUGACGUCAGCAGAAUGUAUGUGGACCCCAGCGAAAUCAAUCCUUCUAUGCCUCAGAGAACUGUGAAAGCUCUGUAUGACUACAAAGCCAAGCAGAGUGAUGAGCUGAGCUUCUACCGUGGCGCCCUCAUUCACAACGUCUCCAAGGAGCCCGGGGGCUGGUGGAAAGGAGACUAUGGAACCAAAAUCCAGCAGUACUUCCCGUCCAAUUACGUCGAGGACAUUUCAUCGGCUGAUGUGGAGGAUCUGGAGAAGCAGAUUAUUGAAGACAAUCCCUUAGGGUCUCUUUGCAGAGGAAUACUGGAUCUCAAUGCCUAUAAUGUUGUGAAAGCCCCACAGGGCAAAAACCAGAAGCCUUUCGUCUUUAUCCUGGAACCCAAGAAGCAGGGGGACCCUCCGGUGGAGUUUGCCACAGACAGGGUGGAGGAGCUCUUCGAAUGGUUCCAGAGCAUCCGGCAGAUCACCUGGAAGAUUGACACCAAGGAGAACAACAUGAAGUACUGGGAGAAGAACCAGUCGAUCGCCAUCGAGCUGUCAGACCUGGUCGUCUACUGCAAGCCAACCAGCAAGACCAAAGACAACUUAGAAAAUCCUGACUUCCGAGAAAUCCGCUCCUUUGUGGAGACGAAGGCUGACAGCGUCGUCAGGCAGAAGCCCAUCGAUCUCCUGAAGUACAAUCAGAAGGCCCUGACCCGCGUGUACCCGAAGGGACAGAGGGUGGACUCCUCCAACUACGAUCCCUUCCGCCUCUGGCUGUGUGGCUCCCAAAUGGUGGCACUCAAUUUCCAGACUGCAGACAAGUACAUGCAGAUGAAUCAGGCCUUGUUCUCGCUCAAUGGGAGGACCGGCUACGUCCUACAGCCUGAGAGCAUGAGGACGGAUAAGUAUGACCCCAUGCCACCCGAGUCCCAGAGGAAGAUUCAGAUGACCUUGACGGUCAAGGUUCUCGGGGCUCGCCAUCUUCCCAAGCCUGGACGAAGCAUCGCAUGUCCCUUUGUGGAGGUGGAAAUAUGUGGAGCUGAAUAUGACAACAACAAGUUUAAGACGACGGUUGUGAAUGACAAUGGCCUAAGCCCCGUUUGGGCUCCAACACAGGAGAAGGUGACAUUCGAAAUUUAUGAUCCAAACCUCGCGUUCCUGCGCUUUGUGGUGUACGAGGAAGAUAUGUUCAGCGAUCCCAACUUUCUUGCUCAUGCCACUUACCCUAUUAAAGGAAUCAAAUCAGGAUUUAGAUCUGUUCCUCUGAAGAAUGGGUACAGCGAAGACAUUGAGCUGGCUUCCCUCCUGGUUUUCUGUGAGAUGCGGCCAGUCCUGGAGAGCGAAGAGGAACUCUACUCCUCCUGUCGCCAGCUGCGGAGGCGGCAAGAAGAGCUGAACAACCAGCUCUUUCUCUACGACACACACCAGAACUUGCGCAAUGCCAACCGGGAUGCCCUCAUUAAAGAAUUCAAUGUCAACGAGAACCAGCUCCAGCUGUACCAGGAGAAGUGCAACCGGAGGUUAAGAGAGAAGAGAGUCAGCAACAGCAAGUUUUACUCAUAGAAGCCGGGGUAUACGUGUAAGGGUGUUGUGUGUGUGCGUGUGUUUGCGUGUAGAAGAAUGUGCUGCAUUCAGACUCUGGGAUCAUGCGAAUCUGUGAUGUCAUCCUCUGGUCAAGUCUACCGUCAAGAUCACAUUUCUGAAGGAGACCCGGUCGGCAUGAGUUGGGGCGAUUUCCUCCUAGUUUUUUCAUCCUAGACUAUUUCUUAACUUAUAAUUCUCUCUAGGGGAUCCUAAAAUCACGCUCCUCGUUUUCGGCCUCUUGUGUUCCAAACCUCAUUGAAUAAAAGCAGUGAAAACCUCGAACAGUUAGACCUUCUGCGCAUGACCUGCACGGGGAGCAGGAUUCCUUUUCUGGCUCUAAAAGCCCAGGUAGUUGACUUCCAUGGACGAUGAGCCCACAAUGUAAGCAACUAAUAAGUUAGAUUCUGAAAAGGAUUUUAACCGAAAGGCAAACGAUUCUACGGGUAAGGCCAUCGGCGUUCACUAGGGUGCAAAGAGGAGCCCUGCCCCUGGCCGCCACAUCUGCCCAGCCUCCCUGCCCCAGGUCAGCGGGCUCAGCUCACUGCACCUUAACUACCACUGGCUGGCUGGCUAGACAGACCUGCUACAGUGCCUGAGUCCAUGGAAUCUGUUCGUUAAGACAAUUUCUAGUUAAUGGUAGAGACUUGCUUUGUGACUGGAGUUAUUGGGAGUGAGAGGUGGAAAUUUUGGAGUCAUUUUGAUUUAAAAAGCCUGUUAGAAACCAGAGACCCAGCCAGCUUCUUGCUCACACCUGCUCUGCCCAUUCCUGAGCUGGCUGUGUGACCAUGGGGGAGGGCCCUGGGUCUGCAGCUCCCAGAGACAAGAGGUCAAUUUACUGAUUAAAUGAGGUGAUGCAAGUUAGGCUCCAGUGGGGAAUUCCUCUGAGUGACUCAGUUUUCUGUAGCAGCAAGCUGAGCCUUGGGGCUUCAGCAUUAGAAAACUACAGAAAAUCUCAGAUGCAGCCACCUCAAUGCAGCAAACCCACCUAGGACAAGAGAACACUCCUCUGUAUCUUGAGAUACAAUAUAAUGAUUUGUACAGUGUGAUGAUUUAACAAGGCUUUUUAAAGAUGAGGACAAUAAUUGAAGGUGUGGUUAGUAGAUUGGUAGCUUAGCAUGAGUUGAGAACCGACUUAGAGGGAAAAGGUGUAACUGAAGAGAAGAUUGUGGUGGGGAGGAGCAAACUAGCAGGCAGUGAGACUGGUGGUUUUAAUUGGAUGGAACGGGGUCCUAGCAACCCAUUCAGCCCUCCCCUGGUUACCCUGGGCUCAGCGUUCACAGGACUGCUGGCGAGUACAUGAAAACCAACUAGGCUCUCUCUGACCAAAAGACCUUAUCCUUUCAUUCCACAGAAAUUUCUUGCGCACCACCUUAUGCCAGGCACUAUGCCAAGGUCAUGGGGUACAAUGUUAAACAAAAAAAAUUUUGAAGGAAAAUAAAAAGCCAUGGUUACUGACCUUAGGGAACGUAUCCAUGUGCUUCUGAAAGAAAUGCAUUUUACCUUCUAAAAGCCAGGAGACUAGGUAAUAGCAGUUUGACCGAGGUGGGGCCCUCAUUUUGUAACAUUGUUUUAGUUAUUCCUUGAAUUGGGGGUUGUUAUUCUAUUUGGCAGCCAGCAACUCAGGGAACACACUACUCCUGAUGGUAGCAAGUGUUCUAAGCAAUUUUCAGGAAAGGCUGGAUGAAAAAGGCCUUGAGCUGCAGGCUGCAGGGAAGGAACGUACAGAUUCUGGAAGCCAGUGGCCCAUUAGACCCCCGGGGCCGGGUAGCCACCGGAGCCUGGUUACUGUACCUACACUGUACCACCCAUCCCCUACUGGCUCCAUUAUGACUUCUACACAGUGGAGCUCAGAUAUUGCUGUCAUUACCUGUUUUCAGCUCAGGAGUAAGGAAAAGACAUGCACCUUCCCACUUCAAUCCAUUCUAAACCCAAAAAGUUUAGUAAGGCCUGGACCUCCUUCCUGCUUAAAGUAGAUGUUUUGCUAAAGAAACUGAGAAGCGGUGGCAUAGAAAAGAAAGCAGGAGUUAAGCAUCUUUCACCUGCCACUGUGUAAAAAUCCAUACCCAGCCACAAGUGCAGAGGAAGAACAGGCAGGGGUUGGUGGUGGUUGGGGGGUGGUUAUACUAUGUAAAUGGUGCUGGGAAGACCCUCUCCCUAAAACUGUCUCUUCCUCCUAGGUGCUCUAAUAACGCAAAUCCACCAUUAGACAAUAUUUGCUCUGGCUGCCACAUUCUCUUAAUAGGGUAACACAUGAAUUUAAUUCUUGGUGGUGGUAGGAUUCUCUCAGGAAAGACACAGGAGGGGAAAGUGAAGGGUGCAGAUGACAUCAUUGCUCUCAAGAGUCUUUCUGCAUGCCACAAAACCUAAGUCCUACAAAGGAUCUGUCUGAGAUUAUGGUUUAACAGUCAGGGGUUAAGCACAGCUCAUUCAAAUCAAGAGUCGGGACAGCAACAUCUUGAAAUAUGGCUGCAGCAUUGAUGGACUGAAACCACAAUUGUGUAUGUGUUAAAAUUUUUCUUCAUCAUCAUUUUCCUUGGGUUAUGAUUGAAGCAUCAGUAAUUACAUGGACAAAUGAGAGGGGGGAGCUGGUUAGAUCAUUAGGAUUUGGAAAAUUUGGGUUAUACAAAGUUAAAUAAUUGUUUUCCGUGAGAAUUGGAUAUUCUAAUGUGCAUAGUUAAGAGUGGUGUAGAAUAUCACAUUUCCCAAAUUUGAUCUCAGGACCCUUUUGCCAAGGAAUCUCUCGUGGGGCUAAUGUACAGUGGAAUACAUUUGGAGACUUGCUGCUCUAUUAAGAAGGCAGCCAGGCAACAUAGUCUAAUAAUGUACAGUUGAACCUUGACCAACAAGGGGUAUUAGGGCCACUGUCCUCCCCCACAACCGUGCAAUCAAAAAUCCACAUGUAGCUUUUUACUCUCCCAAAAUUUAAAUACUAAUAGCCUGUUGUUGACCAGAAGUCUUACCAAUAACAUAGUUGAUUAGCACAUGCUUUGUAUGUUAUAUAUGCUGUAUCCUUACAAUAAAGUCAGCUAGAGAAAAGAAAAUGGUAAGAAAAUCAGAAGGAAGAGAAAAUGCAUUUACAGAAUUGGGAAAAAUCCCCAUAUAAGUGGACCUGUGCAGUUGAAACCUAUGUUGUUCAACUGUAUACGUCCUGUGACCUAGUUAAACAAAAUCUAAACUUAAGCCACCAAGGUCACUGGUCUUUCAACUGGGCCAGCCUUACCCCUAGCAGUCUUCCAGAGCUUUCCAGGGAACACACAGACUCAAAUAGUUUUAGGGGAUCAAUUUUCAGAUCUUCACCUUCCUAUUGUAAAUUUUCUUAAUCAUGUGCCUGAGAAAGUGCCCUUUUCUCUCUCAAAAAAAAGAAACUAUCUUUCUGCAUCUUCGAUCUUACUGUAGAGCAUGACUCAAGGCGUGAAAUUCAAACUAUGGGUGUUUAGACAGUGAGAGAUUCUUAACAGCAGGGUGCAAAUCCUUUUGCAAGUCUGGUGGUUCCCAAUUCUUUUGCUUUCAACAAACUUGAAGGAACACCCAAGAUUUCUGAAUAUUUUAGCAUGUAAUUUCAAAGGCAUUGGAAGAAUUCAUUUAUCCUGCUAUUACAAACUCCUUCUGUUCCCAUCUACUUAUCACUGUGAACAAGGAUUAUCAACACUUUCAUACAGAAAUUUUAAAAGAAUAGAAUUGAUGUUGGACCAUGACCAUUCUAACAAAGAUAAUAUUAAUCUACAGAUAGAUGAAAUAAUUGGGCUGGGGGAAGCCUUCCUCAUCUCAUUGAGUAAUACAUUGCUAAUUAAAUUUUACUAUGGUUAAUAAUUUAUUAAAAUUUGUACUAUAUUUGUUUAUUGUUCAAGUUCAGUCCAGGAGAAAAAAUGUAAAUACACAGAGCCUUAUAAGAUCACAUUUUGUUACGGAUCUACAAUUAAGCAAUAAAAAGGCCAAAAAUAAUUAAGCUAAAAUUUUGAGGGGGAAGUAAAUUAAAAAUACAAGUUCAAGGAGUAAAAGGAAAAGCAUGGCACUUCCUACAAUGAAAAAUCACUUUCUCCACGUAGUUUCUGUAAGGGCGAGGGCAUCUGUCCAAUGAGCACUGGGUGCAGAGCCUCUCGGCUGAGCUCAAAACCGAACAUAGUGGUUUUAUUUAAAGAGGCGCUAUCAACAAUAUGCUGGCACUUUUAUCCUUUGCAACCAUUUAUGAUGAAAAUUUUUAAGCAAAAAUUUAAAAAUCUACUUCAGUGGUAUCUGAGCAUAAAGUUUUGAUUGUCUCAUCAAGGGCCACUGAAUGAUGAGUUCCGCUGGAAGCAAGAGUGGCUGAGAGGGGCUGCAGUGCUUUUAACUCUUACAAGGAAUGUGACUUAAACUUUUGUCGUGUGUGACAUUUAACUUUUUGGAGGCAACCCUAGAAGUCAUAUUCUAGCCAAUAAAAAGUUAAUAAUUAGAUUAAGAAAUCUGCAGAAUUACAAAAUUGGCAUUGGAAAAAUACUCAAUGAUUUGUCUCAGGUUUUUAAUUUUCAAAAAAUUUUUAUCUUGAAGAGCCAGAUUUCUGUCUCUCAGAAAUUUCCACACUUUAUUUUUCAUUAGGCUUUAAAAAGCUGCAUUUGUAAACUUGUGCUUAAUUAUUAAAGCUUAAUUUAUUUUUUAUAUAAAUAGUGUGUGCUUCUGUGUACAUAGAGAAUAAUGUGUAUAAGUCACACAAAUGUUGGCUAUCGUUAAUGUGAAAAUUUAAAUGGCUGUAUCACAUUUUUAAAAAUAAAAAUUUGAUCUAAAUGAAUGCAA